Molecule: messenger RNA, 2094 nt
Organism: Aspergillus saccharolyticus JOP 1030-1
Lineage: Eukaryota; Fungi; Ascomycota; Eurotiomycetes; Eurotiales; Aspergillaceae
Product: glycoside hydrolase
Exons: 4
Coding region: 112-1935 (607 amino acids)
Biological process (GO): glucan catabolic process
Cellular component (GO): cell surface; extracellular region
Molecular function (GO): glucan exo-1,3-beta-glucosidase activity
Source: RefSeq, a predicted model, not a curated record
CAGGGCCUACUACUGUCACUCAUUUCUGUCUCUCUCUCUCUCUCUCUCUCUCUCUCUCUCUCUCUCUCUCUUUCUAUAGUACUGUCAUUCACUAAAGCCAUUUUAUUUAUCAUGCGUCUCGCUCCGCUCGCAGCGACCGUCGCGUCCCUGGGCGUGGCCAGUGCUGCCGCUAUCAAGCCCAAGGAGAAUACUCUGCAGACUCGCGACACCUGCUCGGAUGUCGAGUUCACUGGGGAGGUCUUGCACCUUUCCUUGAACAUCAUUGAGUACCCUAUCGUGGUUGAUGUAGAGCUCGAGGAGGAUGCUAGCAUCACCGUUGAUGACACCAUUGUCAUCGAUGUUACCAAUGCACCCACCCACUUGCACACCACGGUGAUGGCGACGUCCACAUCUACCGUCACCAAGACGAUCUCCACCGCUACCAUUACUGCUGGUGUUGAAGCUACUGGGGCUGUCUCUGGCUCUUCCGGCUCUGGCUCGUCCGGCUCUGGCUCUUCCAGCUCUGGCUCUUCCUCCAGCUCUGGCUCUGGUUCUUCCUCCGGCUCUGGCUCUGGAUCGUCCUCUGGAUCCUCCUCCAAGAACGUUGUGACCCGCAUCAACCCCAAGACUACCAGCACUCGUCUCAUCCACCCUCAGGUGACCAGCACCAAGAGCCUUGCACCUGUUGCCGGUGGCUCCGCCGUUGGCUCCGGUGUCAACACGGCACUGUACACUGCCUCGACCUCCAACACGCUCGUUGGCACCAAGACGACGACCAUCCGCGGGGCCUCGACCACCGUCACCCGGACCUACACCACGACCCUGGCAUCGGCCACCGCCACCCAAGCCGCAGGCGAGUACACCAACUGGAGAAAGUUCAAGGCCAACGGUGUGAACCUGGGUGGCUGGCUGGAGCAGGAGCAGGUGUUCGACCAGGUGUGGUGGGACUCGUACGCGCCCAACGCUACUGACGAAUGGACCUUCUGUAAGACGCUGGGCUCGCAGUGUGGCCCGGUGCUCGAGGAGCGCUAUGCCACGUACAUCACCACCGAAGACAUCGACCGCGUGGCCGCAGUUGGCGUCAACACCCUCCGCAUCCCCACCACCUACGCCGCCUGGAUCCAAUUCCCCGGCUCGGAACUCUACCACGGCAACCAGCAAACCUACCUCCGCGAGAUCGCGCUUUACGGCAUUGAGACAUACAACAUGCGGGUGAUCAUCGACCUGCACUCCCUGCCCGGCGGCGUCAACAGCCUGGACAUCGGCGAAGCCGCCGGCCACGACGGCUGGUUCUACAACUCCACCAACCUGCAAUACAGCUACGAGGCCAUCUCCGCCAUCCUGGACUUCAUUGCCGCGACCGGCGACAGCGCGUGGGCGUUCACGAUCGCCCCCCUCAACGAGGCCUCCGACAACCCGGCCGGCUUUGCCAGCACCACCACGCUCACCAGCAACGGCACCGCCUGGAUCGUGGAGUACACGAAGGGGGUGCUGGACCUGGUGGCGCAGUCGGCCACGCCGCGCGUCCCCAUCAUGCUCCAGGACUGCUUCCUGGGCGAGGAGCACUGGUCGCCGUACUUCGACGCCACCGCCAACCUGGUGUUCGAUACGCAUGUCUACUACUUCGCGGCCUCGGGCAUCUACUCCCAGUGGGCGCAGGGCGCGAUCUGCGGCCAGGCGAGCGUGCUGGGCGGUGACGGCAAGUUCCCGGUCUUUGUGGGCGAGUGGGCCCUCCAGACCCUGUACAGCAACACCUACGCCAACCGAAAGAAUUUGUUCGACACCCAGCGCUAUGCUUGGAGCUACUACGUCCAGGGUGGCAGUUUCUGGAAUAUCAAGCACAACUCUACCACCGCGGUCGAUGGCCAGGGUACCCAGAAAGAUUAUUGGAGUUAUGAGCUGUUGAUUGAUGAGGGCGUGAUUACACCGGUGAAGGGCAAUGCUACUUAUUGUUGAUGUACAGUAGGUCCGUGAGUGAGGAAUGGGACGAAUUGGGGACUUGGGGGUGGUUUGGAGGUUGGGAGGAUUGAAGGAGGAGGCUAGAUUUAUUUUCUUUCGGUUUUAAAUGAGGUUUUCAUGGGGAUUAUGUGAUUUUAAUAGCCGCUUAGGGCGGAU